Molecule: messenger RNA, 4129 nt
Organism: Patiria miniata (bat star)
Lineage: Eukaryota; Metazoa; Echinodermata; Asteroidea; Valvatida; Asterinidae
Product: NLR family CARD domain-containing protein 4-like
Exons: 2
Coding region: 29-2530 (833 amino acids)
Source: RefSeq, a predicted model, not a curated record
CCCAAAACAUACUGGAGCCAUCGGAAACAUGGGCACAGUCAGCGGUAGAAACAAUCCUAUCAUUACUGCCACUGGUUCAGGUGAAGUUAGUGUCAUUUACAACUUGUCGUCAGAUGGAGCAGGAGUAAAUCCACAGAGUCAGAAACCAGACCAAGUAUCGAGAGUGGGGGAUCUCAACCAAGAAGUCGGUAACAAGACCAGGGACAUUUUGAGGAAAUGGUACAAGACAACGGGUAGCUAUGUUCAGUUGAACCCUGGGGUUCCUGAUGAUCAAAGACCCAUUGUUGGCAUUUACACUAAAUUGCGGGUUAGAACAAAGAAAGGUACUGUAGAAGAAGAAUACUCUGAGGAAACUGUAUAUUCCACAGAGUAUGACAAAAUGUUUAAAGAUUGGCCUGAGACUGAGUUCAAUCGUGCUAUUUUAUUUGGCAUUGGUGGUGUGGGGAAGUCAACCAUUUUUGACAAGAUUGCAUAUGACUGGACUGAUGAGGCAUGUGAAAUCCUGAAAAGAUUCGAGCUUGUCUUUCUGUUAAAAAUGUAUGCCCUGUUUCAAGAAUCUGAUCUUGUUGAUUCCAUUUUUGAUCAACUUUUAGGCGUAAAGUCAGGAGUAGCCAAAGUUGAACUUGAUAAGUUCAUUCAGGACAACUCAAAUAAGGUCUUGAUACUUUUGGAUGGUUUUGAUGAAAUGAAGACCAAAACGCUUGAUGCAACCUCAUUCGGGUCUAUCCUAAAAGCGCUUAGUAGAACAGAAUACAGGGAUUGUUUCAUUAUUGUGUCAACGCGCCCCUCUCAUCUUGAGACACUGAUGUCAAAAUCACUUGUCCGAAAUCCUUGCACACACGUGGAGGUUCUGGGGUUUACCAAAGAGGAUGUUAAUGAAUACAUUCUGAAAUUCUUUUGCGAAGAUCAUGAUAGUGGCAGUGCACUGAUCCAAAACAUUGAAAAAUCCAACACGCUGCUCGAUUUCUACACGAAUCCAAUGCUUCUCCUUCUCAUGUGUUUGUUGUGGAGGGAGAAAAAACAACUCCCCGAAACAACUUCACGCCUAUUCACUGAGGCAGUUGAUUACAUGUUCACAAGAAAAGGAUAUAGCUCCGAAGAUGCAUCAAAAACAGUGAUUGCUAUGGGAAAAACUGCACUGAGUGGAUUCGUAAGUGCCGACCAGAAUUUCUCAUUUCAAAAAGGUGAGUUUGAACCAAGUGCGCUGGACCUGGCACUGAAAGCGGGCAUCCUAACCCAGCAGAGAGUUAUCAAAAACCUCAAAUGCCACAACAACAUACAAUUCAUGCACAAGACUGUUCAGGAAUACUGUGCUGGUAAAUACUUGCAAAGUGUACAUAUGUCAAACCCGGGAUUUGUAAAGCGUUCAGUGCACACAGUUGUUCCAUUCGGAGAAUUUCAAAACAAUUUAAGGCAACUAUGUCAGACAAUUGAGGGUGUUGUUUCAAAUGAUUUCCUUUUGCGUUUUUGUUGUGGUGACAAUGAAAAGUGCAUGACUGACAUUGUUAGAUUGCUUGAUCGUAAAUUCAACAAGGAUCAACAUAAGCCCAUGUACCAAUCAGACGUUAUACAAUUAAUUAGUCAACACUGUUUUUUUGAAAGCCAAUCCAAAAAGAUCCCACAAUGUCUAACCAGCAACUCACUCAUCUCAUCAAAUAUCAAGGUGAAAAACAAUACCGAUGUCCGCAUUCUCAUAUGCCUUCUUAAAAUAAUCUGUAGGUCAGAAGUCCAGGUGCCACAACUGUCACGCAUUGAAACCAUUUGGAUUUAUUCUGUGUCUUUGGUCAGUGGUUUAGCCUUUGCCCUGGGUUACAUGGAAAACCUCAGGAAACUGAGGCUCUACUGCUGUCCUUUAGUGAAGGGUGAGCUUGAGAAAAUCCUGUCAUCACUGAAAUGCAACUAUCUCUUAACCAGUCUUUACAUAGAGAAAUGCAAUACAUUGGGAGGUAGAGCUGUAGAAUGGGCCCCUCAUAUCAAACACUUGACAAGCCUUGAGAAACUUGAAAUAAGCUUGUGCGGACUUCAGAGCACAGACAUUGAACACAUUGCCUCGGCUGCACAUGACUUGCCCAAACUGACUGGCUUGGACCUUGAUAGCAACAAGACAUUGGGCGGGUCCACUGACAUGUGGGCCAAGGAAUUAUCCAAAAUGACACACUUAAAUAAGCUGGACCUGAGCUUUUGCGAUUUGACACAGUCAGACAUUCCACACAUUGCCUCGGCUGUAGGUGACAUGCCCAGACUGACUGACUUGGAUCUUGGUAGCAACAAGUCAUUGGGUGGAUGUGCUGCAUUUUGGGCCAAGGAAUUGCCCAAAUUGAAGCACUUAAAUAAGCUGAGCCUGAGCUACUGCAAUUUGACACAGUCAGACAUUCCACACAUUGCCUGGGCUGUGGGUAACAUGUCAAGCCUGACACUGUUGGGCCUAUAUGGCAACAAGGCAUUGCGUGGAUGGGAUAGGCCUAAGUUAAAGUCCCUCUUUCCAUCACUUCUGGUUUUAUUUUAUUUUCCCUUGCGAAGCACACUCUAGAAUUACAUGUACUAAGCAUAACAAUAUAAAAAUGAUAACAUUGUCAAUAAAAGGAAAUAAAAUUUUCCAAGAAAAUCAACAAAAUCAAAGGGCCUAAUUUUUCAAUCCUAAGCAUUACCAUUUUCAAAGGCCGCAAAACAUCGUAACACAUUCCCAGUUUAGAUUGUCAGUAGGGUCACACUGCAUGUAAGACAAUUAGCUGUUCACUAUCCACAUAAAACAAUAAUUGAUACUUUGAUAAACCAGGGAAUUGUGCAAAUUCCAAACAAAACAAACAAACAAACAACCCCCCCCCCUAAAAAAAACCACAACAAUAACAACAAAUUGAUAGUUACAAAUGUGUUGUUCAACCAGGAUGCCUUUUUGCAAUUUUACAUUAACGUCAUAAUACAUUCCUGAUUUCAGAUCUUCAGUAAACUAUUUCUUAAAACAACAGUAGUUAAUGCAAAUAAGAUCCCUGGUUUAUCACAAUCUCCAUGUUUGUGAAUAAGUGUAGAUUCCACAUCUGGAAACUUUUUGAAGUGGCAAACAAAAUGACUGUAGACCUCAAAUCUUUACGUGUGUGCAUGGAAACAUCACUAAUUUGAAAACCCAGUGGAUAUAUGGUAUUUGUUGAUUUCUGAGGCUGUAUGGAUGGUUUGGUCCAUUUCCAAGUUGAGACUUGUUGGCCUGACAACAGUUGAAUAUAUGUAUCAUGUUAAAACAAUGAGAAGUUUUGUGAUUAUUCCAGUCUAAGAUGGUAAAUACAUGUGCAUUUUGUAAAUAAAAUUAUAUUUGUGGAGACUCGUUUGCCAAGUGGCUUAAUUAAUUGUACUUAAGUAAAAUGGUUGAAAUAUUAAGUAUUACUCAAAGUAGUUUUGGGAUUUUGUACAUAGGUGGUUUUGUUUAAAGAAAAUUUGUUAUAUUUUGUUUAUAUUUGCUACAAACUUUGGUACAAAGGUUGGUGGGAAGAUCAGUUUUAAAAACUGCUAAAAGAUGAAGGAAUAACUGAUUUGACCCAGCAUUGAAGGGGUGCGAGGGUUGUUUUCGAGAUUAUAUUCAUUAGAAGUUAAAACUACUAAAUGAAAUAUGAAAAAAAGGAUAUCCUUUAUUUCUUCUUCAAAUAAACCACGAAGGGCAACUGAUUGGUGUGUUAUAAUUUUGUUCAUUUACAUUGUUUUCGUUAUUUAGAAAAAACACAAUAUUCUGGCAUUUGGAUGUAAAUGGAGUUUGAUGUCAAAUUCACCCUUUGUAUUUUGUAGUGGUUGAAAACGCUGAAUGUUUCUCUUUAUUUAUUAAGUUUUUAAAUAAAAGACUUUUUUUAACAUUUAUAUCUGUAAUCACAGAUUAAUAGACCCACUCUUAAACAUUACUAGAAAAUUCUCCUGUUUUGCAAGUCGGGCAAGUCCAAGAAAAGGUCUCCUUGUAGUCCCAUACAUAACAUACCUUAAUUGUCUUCUUUAUCACAAAUACUUACAAAAUUGUUUGUGGGUACAGUAUUCUCCUUUCAGAUGCCCAACAGUAGAAUACAAAAAACACACUGAUCUAAUUGCUUCAUAGAGGAUUAAACUUUCCUGGGACGUAAGUGUGCGAUUCUUGGACUUGCCCAGUAAUAGCCUG